CUUCCUCCUGGCUUCCGCCCACGUUGCAAUUGGGCCUCAUCUAUCUUUCAUUUCAGAACAAUUGAUCGGCAGGUAAGUGGUACCUAUUCUAUCAAUUGACUACUCUAGCUAGCUAGUCUAUCUUGAUCAUUAUCGCGAUUUGCAACGAAGAAAGAAAGGAGAUAUCCAGUUUUGCAAACAACAAGAAGAUGAAGACAGAUCGGCAUCAGUCGUCGAUUUGGGCAGCCCUGCUGUUGGCUGGCAGUAUUUUGUCCAGCGCAAGUGCCUUUACUGCCACCAAGACACCGACAUCACUCAAGACGGCAUCACUGAGGCCAUCACUGAUUUCCAGCAGUCGACUGUUUGUGGCCACGGAACAAGAAGUGGACGGAUCCGCAUCCAGCAGCACUUCUACCAGUACCCUUUACUCCCCCCCUGGCACUAGCAAUGCGUGGGAAAUCCACAAAUUUGGAGGAGCCUCCUUGGCCACUGCCGAGCUGUACAAGACGGUCGGAGAUUUGCUGUGUCAAGAAGCCCAGGGACGUGGGGAGGGUGUCAUUCCCACCAUGGCCGUCGUCUCGGCCAAGGGUGGCAUGACCGAUUUGCUCGUGCAAGUGGUCGAUGGUGCCCUCUUGGAUAUGAAUCGAGCCGAAGUGGCCUUAUCGGAAGCUGUCACCAGUCAAAUUGCUGUAUUGCAAGAAUUGGUCCCAAAUCGUCACGAUAUCACCGAACCUAUCAUUGAAAACUUUCGUCAAGAUGAAAAGGAUAUCCUCAGUGUGGUACAGUCCCUUCGCAUGAUCCAAACGGUCCCCGCCGUCACCAUGGAAGUCGUCACGGGAUAUGGAGAAAUUUGGUCGGCUCAGACCCUACACGCCUAUGUGCAAUCCCUCGAUACAGUUCCUACAGCUUGGAUUGAUGCCCGUGAUGUCCUCGUCGUCAAGGGGGAUAGCAACAUGGGGUUGGGAGAAAAGGGUGCCGCAAGCACUGGUGGAGUGGUACCCCUGUGGGAAGAAACUACGCAGAAAUUGGAACAAUGGUGGCAAGAGAAACAACCUAAGCCUUUGCCAGAUUCCUCACCCAUUGUCAUUGUCACUGGAUUUGUCGCCAAGACUGCCGAAAACGUACCCACAACCUUGAAACGAUCCGGAUCCGAUUAUUCUGCCACCAUCUUUGCCAAGCUCACGGAUGCUGCUCGUGUGACCAUGUGGAAGAAUACCAAUGGUGUUUACACUGCCGAUCCUCGUCGUGUUCCAGAAGCAUUCCCCAUUAGCUCUCUCAAAUACGAUGAAGCCAUGGAACUGGCCUAUUUUGGUGCGCAAGUGCUGCAUCCAUCCGCCAUGGAGCCAUGCAUUGAUAAGGAAAUUCCGGUCUAUGUACGGAACAUUUUCAACCCCGCCUUUGAAGGGACAGUCAUUCGAGGACGGUGUCCCACACUCAAGGAAAGCAACGAGAAGAAAAAUGCCAUUAUGAACUGGAGAGCCAGCAGUGGCGAAAUUCCCAUCAAGGGAAUCACGUCAGUGGACAAGGUUGCCUUGGUUACGCUGGAGGGCGCUACCAUGGCAGGUGCCAGUGUCGCCGCUCGUUUCUUGGGCGCCAUGGCUAGUGCCGACGUGACCGUCUUGAUCAUCACUCAGGCCAGCAGCGAGUCUUCCAUCACUGUUGCGGUGCCGGAAAGUCAGGGCGAAUUGGCACUGGCUGCAUUGAAGGACGCGUUUGAACUCGAACUAGCCAGAGAAAACAUCAAUUCCUUGUCGCUGACUCCAGACAUGUCCAUUGUCGCCAUUGUCGGAGAAGGCAUGGCCUUGAAAUCCGGUGUUUCGUCGACAUUCAUGACGUCGUUGGCCCGUGCUAAUGUCAAUAUUCGGUUGAUUGCGCAAGGAAGUAGUGAACGGCAGAUUGCGGUCGUUGUGGAGAAGGACGAUGCCACACGUGCCUUGCGUGCCGCUCACAUGGCAUUUACCUUGUCCGAGACUACUGCUAGCGUCGCUAUUCUGGGUAGUACAGGACUCGUUGGAACUGCCUUGGCCAGUCAAAUUCAAGGACAGCGAGAAAUGCUCAAUCAGGAAUUGGGAAUCGACCUUUGCGUCACUUGUGCCUCCUGCAGCACCAAAAUGGUUUCCGCCAAAGAUUCUCGAGGAUUGGAUCUCAGUGAAGUGUCGGAUCUGUUGAAGAGCGACGAAGAAGGACAAGAGUUCGACUUUGACGAAGUCACCAAGAUUAUGGAGGCAGACGUCAAUCCACUUCGUAUCAUUGUUGACUGCACCAAUACAGAAAAAGCGGGAGAAUACUACGAACGGUGGUUGUCGAAGGGUAUCCACAUUGUCAGUCCGGGUCGUAAGGUUGGCUCCGGAGACCUGGAUCUGUACAACAAGAUCUGCGCCGCCCAAAAAGGACAUGCAGUGGAAUGGUAUACCGAAAGUAGCGUUGGGUCCGCUCUUCCCGUUAUCAGCACUAUCCGAGAUUUGUUUGAAACGGGAGACCGCCUCAACAAAGUAACUGGAUGCCUGAGUGGAACCAUGGCCUUUGUCUUUAGUACGUUCGAUGAAUCCUUGUCCUUCUCUGAGGCUUUGUCCAUGGCCGCAGAGAAGGGCUAUACAGAAAAUGAUUUGUGCGAGGAUUUGAGCGGACAAGACAUGGCGCGAAAGGUUGUAAUUUUGGCCCGACAGAUUGGUUUGGAUGUUUCCUUGGAUGACGUGGAGUUGGAGUCUUUACUGCCUGAUACAUUCAGCUGUGCCAUGGACACUGACGCCCUCUUGGAGGAUUGCAAAUCAUUGGAUAAGCCAAUGUUGGACAGGUUCAAGGCUGCGCAGGAAAAGGGCUGCAAGCUACGCUACAAGUUCGAGAUUGAUUGUGGAACUGGCAAAUGCAAAUGUCAGCUGUUAGAAAUUCCAAAUACGGAAGCUCUCUUCCGUCUCAAGAGGAACGAGAAUCUUGUCGCCUUUGACACAAAGCGUUACGAGACAUCCCCGCUGAUUGUGAAGGGUGCUGCCGCUGGACCCGAGUUAGCAGCUUCCGGUAUCUUUGCCGACUUGCUGCGUCUCACGCGGGCCUAUUCGGCAAAUCAGAUCUAAUCUUUUGGUUUAGCUACGGAUGCUGUUGCAGUUUUAUUUGUAAUCUAGCUAGAUGCUUGUAGCACUGUUCGCCAUACUGGUCUCCUGUCGGAAUAUGCAGAUUCAGUACGUUUCUACAAAGCAGCCUCCCCUUUGUCGGUUGUGAGCCGGAGGUGAUUGGUCUUGCUCUCUCUCUCUCUCUCUCUCUUGGCGGCUUCAAACCAAUCAAGGAUUCAAGAGGUCGCCUUGCCAAAGAAUGUUGCAGUUUGCCUUUUUCUGGAACUCCAACACAUCCUUCUUGAGGGCCUCGCCGGCAGUCCCAUAAUGGCCAGGAACUGAUAACGCCUGGAUAUCAGUGGCAAGACAGACAGGCCCAUGAAUUUGUACCUCCUUGUAUGUAGUGCAGGUGGACCGAGUGCCACCAACUCUAGUUGACUUGCAAACAUUCACUACAGCUGAUAGGUCGUUGUCUAUCAU
Messenger RNA from Seminavis robusta, 3506 nucleotides. NCBI's taxonomy places the organism in Eukaryota, Bacillariophyta, Bacillariophyceae, Naviculales, Naviculaceae. The record is from the annotation of a GenBank genome assembly.